AUGUCUCUCAAUAAGAAGAGCGUUACCUAUCCUGUUGGUAACCGAAGUGCAACCGUCUUGGGUGUGAAUCGAAAAUAUUACGGAAAACAUGAAGAUGAUAACAACAACAAUUCUAAACGUUCUGCAAAGGGACGAAGUGUGGAUGCAGAAAACUUCCGUUCAUUAUACACAACAAACCCAAAUUUAAGAAAGAGCGACUUGUCAGCGGAGAAGAUCAACAAGCUAACUCUCCGAACCCGAAGAGAAAAGAGAGUACAGUCAGCAGAGCCAUCUACAGACUUGGAGUAUCGAAAACACGCUUCCGAAAAGUUCAGCCAUUUUCUCCAUACUAGGCCAAGCUUUUCGUUUGCCUAUCAUUCCGACCUCAACCCUUACGCAAAACAACAUGAAACCAUUUUUCAUACUAAUAUUGGAACUACAUGGACUUUACACGAAAAGAUGAAUCAAGACCUGGAGACAACACGUGUCGCCAACAGAAAUGAAUGCUUAUCAGAGAAACGGCUUGAAAAUGCGUUCUAUAUCAAGCCAAUUGAAAAGUCCAAAGACCCUCAAGGUGAUUCGGGUCCACAACGACUGGUUAAGGUUGAUAAAUUUACAACCUCUCCGGAUAAAACUGAUGAAAUGAGAAAAUUACAACAAUUACGAGAUAGUUUGGUGCGUCAACAUUACAUUCCCUACAACGAAGGACUGAAAACAACAAAUACUGAGAUGAAAAUUAAUGAGAGUCUGAAACAGUACUUCCCUUUUGAGCCCAAACUCAGAUAUGGUAGGUCUGUGACCUAUGAUACUACCAGUGAUGUUGUACCUGAUGAAAACACACCGCAAUAUGCAACCAAUAAUUACAGGUUGGUGAGAAAACUAAAUGAUCAUCUCACAUUUCAAAAGGAUGUAUAUUCAGACCUGAGAAACAAAACUCUAACCAUCGCAAAGAAUAACGUUGAGCGAAAGCGUAAGGUAUUUCAAUCCGUGGAAGAUAGAGCUCGUGAGAGUGACAAAAUUGAAGCUAAUAAGGACAAUGCUCGAAUACUAGCAAGGAGGAGUCUAAAAGAUCAAUAUAUACAAACCAUCCACGAGAAUGAUGCUGCUCAUCUAUAUGAUUUCUGCACCGGAGAAAGGUUGGAGCAUGUGAAACUUCACAAAAUAGGUUAUCCCACGGACUAUGACUAA
Molecule: messenger RNA, 1167 nt
Organism: Naegleria fowleri
Lineage: Eukaryota; Heterolobosea; Eutetramitea; Acrasida; Naegleriidae
Exons: 1
Coding region: 1-1167 (388 amino acids)
Source: RefSeq, a predicted model, not a curated record